Messenger RNA from Diorhabda carinulata, 702 nucleotides. RefSeq lists its product as uncharacterized. The transcript is spliced from 2 exons. NCBI's taxonomy places the organism in Eukaryota, Metazoa, Arthropoda, Insecta, Coleoptera, Chrysomelidae. Bases 7 to 528 code for a protein of 173 amino acids. The record is from RefSeq and is a predicted model, not a curated record.
AAUACAAUGAAAUAUAUAGGAGUUAUGGCAGAAUAUUUCAAACCGUUAAUUUAUUCAGAUAAAGAAGAAGUAAACGAACCAUUGGAAAAACCAGUAGCUAAUGAUAAAAUAAAACGAAAUAGUCAAGUAUUUGGUAUGGGAGACUUUGAUUAUGGAAGCUCUUCAGCGGUACCAGUUAAUAUAAAAAACGAAGACGAGGAAUUCGACCAGAUAUCUAGAAAAACCAACAAUCUUUUCGCAAUAAUUGAGAGUGAACUAGCUGCUAGCUUCGAAGAAGAGAGAAAUUUGAAAUGUAAGCUGAAUAGUUUCGAAAAAAAUUUGGAGAAAAAAAAGCAGCUUUAUGAAUCGUGUUAUAACUUGUACAAUAAAGAAACUAAACAUAUGGAAUUUAUCACUGGGAAAAACGAACUCUUCGCGAAAAAUAUCCAUCAUUAUGAGGAAAUAUUGCAAUCUUGGCAAAUUUUAAUUGAUGAAUUUAGAAAAGUUCCUGAAGAUGUCACUGUCAAUAACGGAUAUGUCAGUAUUUAACCAGGAGAAAAUUUAUAAGUUUGUGCCAUUAAAUACAAUAGCUUCGAUGAUUUAUUUUUGAACUAGCAAAUUACAGAAUUCAUAAGUGCAGUUCAGUUAUUAUCAGAAAUUAUAUAUAACUUAUCAAUGGACUCUGUUUGCUCAUAACUUUCGAACUAUAAAUUUGAGGUUGAA